UUCCUGGGGACCGACCCCGCGCGUGCGCACUGUGGUUCUGCGCUUGUCAUCAUGGCGACGCGGGGCCAUGUGCAGGACCCUAACGACAGGCGCCUCCGGCCCAUUUACGAUUAUCUUGAUAAUGGCAAUAAUAAAAUGGCAAUUCAGCAAGCAGAUAAACUGUUGAAGAAACAUAAAGAUCUUCAUUGUGCUAAGGUUCUAAAGGCGAUUGGUUUGCAGAGAACUGGAAAGCAAGAGGAAGCAUUCACCUUGGCACAGGAAGUGGCAGCCCUUGAGCCCACAGAUGACAACUCACUGCAGGCACUGACGAUUCUUUACCGGGAAAUGCACCGACCGGAGCUAGUUACAAAACUAUAUGAGGCAGCUGUGAAGAAAGUUCCCAAUAGUGAGGAGUACCAUUCUCAUCUCUUCAUGGCCUACGCUAGAGUUGGCGAAUAUAAGAAAAUGCAGCAGGCUGGCAUGGCUCUAUAUAAGAUUGUCCCCAAAAACCCUUACUACUUUUGGUCUGUGAUGAGCUUAAUAAUGCAAUCUAUAUCUGCUCAGGAUGAGAACCUUUCAAAAACGAUGUUUCUGCCCCUUGCUGAGAGAAUGGUAGAAAAAAUGGUGAAAGAGGACAAGAUUGAAGCUGAGGCUGAAGUUGAACUUUAUUAUAUGAUCCUAGAACGUUUGGGGAAGUACCAGGAAGCCUUGGAUGUCAUCAGAGGGAAGUUAGGAGAGAAAUUGACCAGUGAGAUUCAGAGUCGGGAAAACAAAUGCAUGGCUAUGUACAAGAAGCUGAGCAGAUGGCCAGAGUGUAAUGCUCUCUCCCGGCGCCUCUUACUGAAAAACUCAGAUGACUGGCAGUUCUACCUAACUUACUUCGAUUCUGUCUUUCGACUGAUUGAAGAGGCCUGGACUCCUCCUGCUGAAGGUGAACACUCUUUAGAAGGAGAAGUACAUCAUUCUACAGAAGAAGCUGUGAAGUUUAUAGAAGAUAGGAUAACAGAAGAAUCUAAAAGCUCUCGCCAUCUUCGAGGACCUUAUCUAGCUAAAUUGGAGCUGAUUAGGCGUUUAAGACGUCAAGGUUGUAACGAUGAGUACAAACUAGGUGAUCCAGAAGAAUUAAUGUUUCAGUAUUUUAAAAAAUUUGGAGAUAAACCUUGUUGUUUUACAGACCUCAAGGUGUUUGUUGACCUCUUGCCUGCUACACAGUGUACAAAGUUCAUCAACCAGCUACUUGGAGUUGUUCCUUUGUCGACACCAACAGAGGAUAAGCUGGCACUGCCUGCUGACAUCAAAGCUCUGCAACAGCAUUUGUGUGUGGUGCAACUGACAAGGUUACUUGGCUUAUACCACACCAUGGACAAAAGUCAGAAAUUGAAUGUGGUCAGAGAAUUGAUGCUAAGGUACCAGCAUGGAUUAGAAUUUGGAAAAUCCUGCUUGAAAACAGAAUUGCAAUUUUCAGACUAUUACUGCCUCCUUGGUGUCCAUGUGCUUAUUGAUAUAUGGAGAGAAACAAGUGACGAGACCGCUGUGUGGCAGGCCCUGACUCUGUUGGAAGAGGGAUUAACCCAUAGCCCUUCCAAUGCUCAAUUCAAAUUGCUGCUUGUUCGAAUCUAUUGUAUGCUGGGUGCAUUUGAACCGGUGGUGGAUCUUUACUCCAGCCUUGAUGCUAAGCACAUACAGCAUGAUACCAUUGGAUACCUUUUGACCCGAUAUGCCGCAUCCUUAGGUCAGUAUUCUGCGGCAUCCCAGUCCUGUAACUUCGCACUCAGGUUUUUCCACUCCAACCAGAAAGAUACCUCAGAAUAUAUUAUUCAAGCUUACAAAUAUGGUGCAUUUGAGAAGAUCCCAGAGUUUAUCGCUUUUAGGAACAGACUGAAUAAUUCUCUUCAUUUUGCGCAAGUCCGUACUGAACGGAUGUUAUUAGACCUUCUACUUGAAGCAAAUAUAUCAACCAGCUUGGCAGAAAGUAUAAAGUCAAUGAAUCUUAGGCCAGAAGAAGACGACAUUCCAUGGGAAGACUUGCGAGACAACAGAGACUUAAAUGUUUUCUUCAGCUGGGAUCCAAAAGACAGGGACGUUUCUGAAGAACAUAAGAAACUUUCUUUAGAGGAAGAGACUGUGUGGUUAAGGAUCCGUUCCUUAACAUUGAGGCUGAUCAGUGGACUUCCAAGUCUUAACCACCCGGUGGAGCCAAAGAACUCGGAGAAGACCACUGAGAAUGGUAUAUCCUCCCGGAUUGAUAUACUGCGUUUGCUCCUUCAACAGCUGGAGGUGACCCUGGAUACAGGAAAGCGAUUUAUUGAGAAGCAAAUUCAGUAUCCUUUCCUUGGUCCUGUAUCUACCAGAAUGGCUGGAUUCUUGAAUUCUGGCUGUUCUCAGUGCCAGACUAGCUCCUUUCAUCUUGUUAGUGACAUUUAUGAGUUGGAUACCAGUGGAUUAGAGGAUACAGUGGAAAUCCAAGAACGAAUAGAGAAUUGUCUGAGAUCUUUACUUGAACAAUUAAAAGAUGUCUUCAGUAAAUGUAAAGGUGACCUCUUAGAAGUUAAAGAUGGUAAUUUGAAAACACAUCCUAGUCUCUUAGAAAAUCUUGUCUUCUUUGUUGAGACUAUUUCUAUUAUCCUUUGGGUGUCUAGUUACUGUGAGAGUGUUCUACGACCAUACAAAUUAAAUUUACAGAAGAAGAAAAAGAAGAAAAAAGAAACCAGCAUUAUCAUGCCACCUGUCUUUACCAGUUUCCAAGACUAUGUAACUGGUCUUCAGACUUUAGUUUCCAAUGUUGUGGAUCAUAUUAAAGGGCUUGAAACACAUCUAAUUGCACUGAAACUUGAAGAACUUAUUUUAGAAGACAAUUCUCUAUCACUGGAAGAAAGAAAAUUUUCAAAGACUGUGCAAGGGAAGGUACAGAACAGUUAUCUGCACUCACUUCUGGAAAUUGGGGAGCUGCUGAAAAAAAGACUUGAGACCACAAAGAAAAUAAAAAUUUAAGGAAGUGUGAAUCGCAGGCAACGCUGACUCUACCACAGAGAAUGACACCAUCUUUCCAGGCAAAAGCUACAUCUGGUUGACCAUCAUUUUUAUCCAGAACUUCCUCAUAAAAUGCAUGAAGG
Chrysochloris asiatica (Cape golden mole) is the source of this 3092-nucleotide messenger RNA. It is a transcript of the gene NAA25, whose product is annotated as N(alpha)-acetyltransferase 25, NatB auxiliary subunit. Gene Ontology annotation, biological process: N-terminal peptidyl-methionine acetylation. The record is from RefSeq and is a predicted model, not a curated record. Gene Ontology annotation, molecular function: protein-N-terminal amino-acid acetyltransferase activity; protein binding. Bases 52 to 2970 code for a protein of 972 amino acids. Lineage: Eukaryota; Metazoa; Chordata; Mammalia; Afrosoricida; Chrysochloridae. Gene Ontology annotation, cellular component: NatB complex; cytoplasm. The transcript has 24 exons.